Molecule: messenger RNA, 483 nt
Organism: Ogataea haglerorum
Lineage: Eukaryota; Fungi; Ascomycota; Pichiomycetes; Pichiales; Pichiaceae
Exons: 1
Coding region: 1-483 (160 amino acids)
Source: RefSeq, a predicted model, not a curated record
AUGGACAUUGCUCAACUUAAUAAUCCUGUCGCUCAGGAAGCAGCCGUUGACUAUAGCCAGCUGUACGAGGACUUGCUCACCAAGUACGCAAAGGUGCAUGCUGAUGCACAAAAGCUCAAGAACAAAGAAACACGAACAAACAGACUGAUCAAGUAUCUUGAACUUAGAAACAAUAUGCUUAUCCAGCUCUUGAUGCGCGCCGAAUCGCUGGGACUAAGUGGAACGCAAUCAAAGAUGUCGAGCAACCAGGAACAGGAGAUCCUGCAAUCCAUUUUGUCCCAAAAGCCAUACCUCCAAAACAUCCUUCAACCAUUGACGCAAAACACAGGUGAUCUAGAUUCUCCCGAGCUCUCGCAAUUAUACGAAUUGCUUGAGAAAAACCCCAACUCGUCCCUUUUGAACAGCGAUCUCGAAACAGUGCUAGAUCUUGACGAGGGCUCUGACAGGAAGAGAAAACUCGAAUCAGCUACAGAUAUCUCAUGA